CGCACCUCCAGUGAUGACUUAUGCCCAGCUGGAGAGUUUGAUAAACAAGUGGAGUCUGGAACUGGAAGACCAAGAGAAGCACUUUCUCCAUCAAGCAACUCAAGUUAACGCCUGGGAUCAGACGCUGAUAGAAAAUGGGGAGAAGGUAAGGUGA
This is a messenger RNA of Charadrius vociferus (killdeer), 154 nucleotides long. RefSeq names its product nuclear pore glycoprotein p62-like. NCBI's taxonomy places the organism in Eukaryota, Metazoa, Chordata, Aves, Charadriiformes, Charadriidae. Gene Ontology annotation, biological process: RNA export from nucleus; protein import into nucleus. The annotation marks the transcript as partial. The transcript has a single exon. Gene Ontology annotation, molecular function: structural constituent of nuclear pore; phospholipid binding. Gene Ontology annotation, cellular component: nuclear pore central transport channel; nuclear pore. The record is from RefSeq and is a predicted model, not a curated record.